GUAAUAAAGGGACGUGCGUGUGGCAUGCACGAGCCACAUUCAAAAUUAGUUCAAGUCGAGAGCCACAUCUCUUUUAAAUCAAAUUAUUUGAAGUAUUAUAAAUACGACGUACAUUUCCAAUUCAUAUAUCUAAAAAACAAUUUUUGAUUUAUGAAAAAAUAACGGGUCAAGAGUUCGGUGAACUUUUAUUGUGUGCGUAAAAUUCUAAAAAUAUUUUGCGGUGUAUGUGUUCCCGAAUGUGAAUUAGAACUUCCUGAACUUUUGCGAUGACGUGUAUCAAACAGGCGCGAAUACUUGUGUAAAAUUGUACUACAUUAAAAAACACGGCGGUUUUUACAAAGUAAAAACUAUUUGGUGUUCAGUUAAAUAAUUUUAGUUAUUUCGAUAACUUUACUAUGACCAGAGGUCCGACUAUAGUUCGGGUGGCUCCAGGGGGAGGCGGGUCAAGAGGAAUCAAGUGCUGCUGUUGUCGCUGUUGUGAGUGUCUCAAUUUCGGGUACUUAAUUUCAAAUCAUGGCAUCAUCAAGUUAGCCGAAGCUAUGCUCGGUGGUCUUUGCCAAAGUCUACUGGUAAAGUAUGGUAUGUCAGAAGCGAACAGCAUAGGAUCUGCCUUCCACAGUUUCUUGACAACAGCCUCCGCCUGUCUUCUUACGACAUCUCUUCUGAUCGCAUGCUACGUGCUAUCUUCAAAAACACAGCAGUUAAUACGGCAAUCCAUAUUUGAAUGCCUAUUUAAUGCUGUGGCGUGUUUCCUUUACUUCUCAGCGUCUUCGUACAUGGGAGUGGCAGUGAACCUUUAUUUGUACCAUAAGUACGCUCUCGUUAAUAUGUACGCAGCCUAUCCUGCUAUGACGGCCGUUUACGUAAGUUGUCUGAAAAAUAUGACUGAUUGCUGCGUUUCAUCAAACAAUGAGCAAUCUAGAUAUGAUCAAAAUUAUAACGAUAAAAGAUAAUGCGAUCAAAAUCAGGCGUGUUAUAUUUAGACUGUUUACGGGCUUUAAUGUUCAAAGUUUUUAGCAGUAUCACAAUUUUUUGUGAUAUUCCGAUUGCAUUAAUAGCCAAUUGCUUCUUUGGCUGAGCAGAUGAUUUCCCGUGCAACGAGAUGUUGAGUGCU
Molecule: messenger RNA, 1114 nt
Organism: Bombyx mandarina (wild silkworm)
Lineage: Eukaryota; Metazoa; Arthropoda; Insecta; Lepidoptera; Bombycidae
Gene: sing
Product: MARVEL domain-containing protein sing
Cellular component (GO): membrane
Source: RefSeq, a predicted model, not a curated record